This is a messenger RNA of Hevea brasiliensis (rubber tree), 1976 nucleotides long. RefSeq names its product protein ABSCISIC ACID-INSENSITIVE 5. Gene Ontology annotation, molecular function: DNA-binding transcription factor activity. Gene Ontology annotation, cellular component: nucleus. NCBI's taxonomy places the organism in Eukaryota, Viridiplantae, Streptophyta, Magnoliopsida, Malpighiales, Euphorbiaceae. The record is from RefSeq and is a predicted model, not a curated record. The coding region runs from base 339 to 1616 and encodes 425 amino acids. The transcript is spliced from 6 exons. Gene Ontology annotation, biological process: positive regulation of DNA-templated transcription.
UGGGCCCCACUGUCUCAGCGCAAUACUUUAAUUAAUUAAUUAAUUAAAAACGCCUGCUUAUAAAACCACGAACCAUUGCAUUAUUGCUGCGGUUUUCCUCAGUCCCACCAAGAAUCAAGCAUCCUCCAUCCAUCUUCCAUCCCCCCAGCAGCUGCAGAUACAACACUGGUUUACUUAGCUAAGCUCUGCCUUCUUCCUUUGUUUCCUUCUUCUCAUGAUCUAGCUACAUAUUUCUAUCUAAGCUCUCUGAUGCUAGCUUUCAGGUCCACUUGAGAAACCUCUCUAAUCCUUUGCACCUUCCAAAGAAAUAAAGACAAACCAAGAAAAAAGAAAGAGCAAUGGUGGUUACAGAGUCUGAAGAGAUCUCCCAAGGGGAGGUGGAGUCACCAUUACAGCCCGAUCACCACCUUAGAAACCACACCUUGUUGUCUCUUGGCAGGCAAUCCUCUAUUUACUCUCUAACCCUCGACGAGUUCCAGCAUACCCUUUGCGAGAGUGGCAAGAACUUUGGGUCCAUGAACAUGGACGAGUUCCUUGCCAGCAUCUGGAACGCAGAGGAACAUCAACAAGCUAAUAAUGGCGCCACUACUAACAAUGAUCAGAUCAACAAUAGCAACAAUAAUAAAGGAACUCAGGUUUUCAAUGAUUUUUCUGGUGAUAGAGUGAUAUCUAAGCGGCCCAGUUUGCCUAGACAAGGAUCUAUUAGCUUGCCUGCGCCAUUGUGUAGGAAAACUGUGGAUGAAGUUUGGUCUGAGAUGCAUAGGGAGCAGGAGCAGGAGCUACAGAACCAAGGACAGGGCCACAGUAAUGGUAAUAAUAUGCAGAAUAAUCCUGAGUCUGCAGCUCCUUGGCAGCCAACUUUUGGUGAGAUGACAUUGGAGGAUUUUCUGAUCAAGGCAGGGGUGGUAAGGCAGCAGUGUCCUGCAGCUUCAGUACCACGGCAACAACAGCAGUACGGGAUGUACCAAAGCAACAAUAACAAACCUUCCAUGGGGACAGGUUUUGUUUCCAGGCCGGUUUUGGGAAUUGGCAGCGGAAGUGGUGUGGGUGCUGUUAGUUACCAGACAAUGCCACAAGGCGCUGGGCCUGUAGGUGAGACAUCAGGGAGGAAUGGUGGGUUCCCUCCGCAGGCAGCAGCAGCGACACCCGGGUCAGUUUACGGGGGAAGAGUGGGGAAUGGUGGUGGAUAUGCACCGAGUCAGGCAAUGGGGGUUAUGGGACAAGUGAGCCCAGUGUCAUCUGAUGCAAUGGUUAGCAGCGGUAUUGACAAUGCAGCAAAUCAAUUUGGAAUAGAUGUGGGCGGAUUAAGGGGAAGGAAGAGGAUUGUUGAUGGGCCUGUGGAGAAGUUGGUAGAGAGGAGGCAACGGAGGAUGAUCAAGAAUAGAGAAUCGGCUGCAAGGUCCAGAGCUAGAAAACAGGCUUACACAGUUGAAUUAGAAGCAGAGCUGAGCCAACUAAAAGAAGAGAACAAGCAGCUUAGGCGUGCUCUGGCAGAGCUCGAGAGGAAAAGAAAACAGCAGCAUCUUGAAAAGUUGAGAAUGAAAGCCCAGAGCAAGGGCCAAAAGGCUAAAGAGAAAUUGAGGAUUAUGAGAAGGAAUUUUAGCUGCCUCUUCUAAUAAUACCAAGCAACGUCUGUAUAAUGCAGAAAUUUGAGGGAGGAAGCACAAAUUAAAAUUCAGAAUGCAAAAUAGAGAAAUCAAAGGGCAAACCAAGAAGAUGAUUGAGCAACAGUACUUGGAACUGAAGAGUGUUGUCAAAUUUAUGGAUUAAGAGAGAAUGAAUCUAUGUAUGUAACCUAUGAUUUUAUGAGUAGUGGAAUGUGUAAAAGUCCAGUUAACAUAUGUAGUUAUAGAAGUUAGGUUUGCUUAAAUGUAAUUCUUGUAACAUAGUAGACCAAAUGUCCCUUGAAAUUAUAUGGGAUAUACAUGCAACAAAAGUUAUAUUCCAAUGCAAUAAUUCUGUGAAAAUUAAGGUAA